UCUCCCUCUCUCUCCCUCCGUCUCUCACACACACGCGGAAUCACUCGUACUCACACACAUGUUCCUGCUCACUCUCUCUCUCCCUCUCCUCUGCGUCUCCUCUUUGGACCAAACGCUGCACAGGAGAUCUGGAGACAGAGACGCUUGCUGCUGCCACCGUCUCUUCGUCUGCUCUCUCACGCUUCACCGUGGACCAGGAGGCGGCAGAGGAGAGGAGAGGAAGAAGAGGAGGAGGAGAGGGACGGGCAGCUGGGACGAAGGAGAUUUUCACACCCCCCCUCUACCAUCAUCUGAUCUGACAUGGCCACCGCAUAGGAAUCUGGUGCCACGGCAACCGGCAGCUGGGCGUGGAGGUACCCGAGGACAAGGAGACAGAAAAAGACGGAGGGAUGGCGGUGGAGGAGAAGCCGGGUGUGAAGAGCAGCAGCUCCAUCGUCCCCUGCUUCCUGUUUGUGGAGCUGGUGAUCAUGGCUGGGACGGUGCUGCUGGCUUACUACUUCGAGUACACGGACACCUUCCCUGUGCACAUGCAGGGCUUCUUCUGCUACGACAAGACCUUCUCCAAGCCGUACCCCGGUCCGGACGACGCCAGCAAGAUCCCCCCUGUGCUCAUCUACUCGGUGGUCACAGCCAUCCCCACGCUCACGAUUCUUGUUGGCGAGCUGUGCGCCUUCUUCAUCAAGGCAGAGGGAACCCAGGAGAAGACCAUCGUCACCGCGGACUGCUGCUACUUCAACCCCCUGCUGAGACGCAUGGUCCGCUUCCUAGGUGUCUACGCCUUCGGCCUGUUCACCACCACCAUCUUCGCCAACGCCGGCCAGGUCGUGACGGGAAACCAGACGCCUCACUUCCUGUCCGCCUGCCGACCCAACUACACGGCGCUGGGCUGCCAGUCCACCAUGCAGUACAUCACAGAGCGCCGCGCCUGCACGGGCAACCCGCUGGUCGUCAUGUCUGCACGUAAAUCCUUCCCUUCGAAGGAGGCGGCGCUCAGCGUCUUCUCCGCGGUGUACACAGUGAUGUACGUGACGCUGGUGUUCAAGACCAAAGGCACGCGGCUGACCAAGCCCACCAUCAGCCUCACCCUGCUCUGUCUGGCCAUGCUCGUGGGCGUGGUCCGGGUGGCCGAGUACCGCAACCACUGGGCCGACGUCGUGGCCGGAUUCUUCACUGGAGGAGCCAUCGCCGUGUUUCUGGUGACUUGUGUGAUCAACAACUUCCAGCAGCUGCAGCCCGGCCUCGCUCCCCCUCGACCCCAGCGCCCUGAGUCCGUGCUGGGCAUGCCCAUGGUGACGCUUCCCUGUGUGGAGAGUCCACUUGAAAAGUUAAGUGGUCCUCAGCAUCCCGCACUCUCCUCCUCCUCCUCCACGCUCUACAACACCUACGUCCAACCAUUCUGAUCGACUCCCUCCUCACGACCUCCAUCAUCUGUUGCCUUAUUUCUGUUCUCACCCCCCUCCUCCGCCUCCCUCCUCUUCCUCGCCCCCUCAUCCCGUGCAUUGCUCUUGAUUAUUCUUUUCUUCACUUUUCUCUUCUCCCUCGCCCUCUCUCUGCCCCGUCCUCUCUCUCUCUUUCUCACACCUCUCUCUCCCCUGCAGACUCCGAGGGGAUCUCCGUUCACCGAGAUCACAUGACCAUCAGCCCUAUCGGUUCCCCGCCACUCCCGAUGUCCUCAUAGCGUCUCGCUCCAUUUCCAGCGAAGUCUAGACCAGUCGGAGCAGCAGCAGUCGGAGCAGCAGCAGUCGCCGCACUCGACGCACUCGCCGCACUGUGCCGCCCACCAGGCCGGGCGCUACGCAACGCUGCACCGCUCCUAUUCCACGCAGGUCUAGACCUCUCCUGAAACCCCCACCCAUCCUGCUGCCCUCUCAAACCCCGGGGAACCGAUAGGCAAACUCUUCAAAGACUUUCUCUUUGCUGGACGCCCAGUGAAGACGAACCGAACACUCAGCACCGAGUCGGGUGCAUCGUUUUAUUCAGUUGUUUUCCAAUUAAAGACUCUUUUUUUUGUACGAACUCGAUCGUGUGAAGCUCACUUCC
This is a messenger RNA of Hippoglossus stenolepis (Pacific halibut), 2040 nucleotides long. RefSeq names its product phospholipid phosphatase related 2a (gene plppr2a). Gene Ontology annotation, molecular function: phosphatidate phosphatase activity. The transcript is spliced from 9 exons. Lineage: Eukaryota; Metazoa; Chordata; Actinopteri; Pleuronectiformes; Pleuronectidae. Gene Ontology annotation, biological process: phospholipid dephosphorylation; signal transduction; phospholipid metabolic process. The record is from RefSeq and is a predicted model, not a curated record. Bases 390 to 1400 code for a protein of 336 amino acids.